Messenger RNA from Thamnophis elegans (Western terrestrial garter snake), 5105 nucleotides. Its product is annotated as IgGFc-binding protein-like. The transcript has 11 exons. The record is from RefSeq and is a predicted model, not a curated record. Bases 74 to 4576 code for a protein of 1500 amino acids. Lineage: Eukaryota; Metazoa; Chordata; Lepidosauria; Squamata; Natricidae.
GGAAGAGGGUGAGCACAGAGAGUGCUCCUCUUCUUUCCUCAAACCCGGAGAAACCUCCUCAGUGGUGGAAGCAAUGGGGCUGCUACCGCUGCUACUCCUUUUAUCCUUAAUGCUGCAAAAUGGCCAAGGGUUCUCGAGCUCCCAGGGAAAGCAAUUCAUCACAGCUUUCAUGGAGAAUUUUGAGACCAGCAGGCCAUCUGAAACAAGCUUGAAGCUAUUUCUCGUGGGCCACGGCAAUGACACCAGGGUCUCCGUGACGGUGACCAGGUCUUCCUCCCGCCAAAGUUACUCUGUUGCAAGCGAUGAAACGGUGCCUGUGGAUCUCCCCGUGAGUUUGGAAAUGAAGGGCAGUGGCAUUUCCCCCCAUUCCAUUGUGAUUGAGGCCGAGCACGACAUUUCGGUGGUCUCAUUUAACCGGAAAUUGUAUUCUGUCGGAAGCAUGACCCUCUACCCGGUCCAUGAGCUUGGCAAUAGCUAUUAUGUCAUCACACCUCCGGGCAACCAAGCGGACAGUUACAAGAAAGAAUUUGCUGUCGUAGCUUGGCAGACUCCUACCCAAGUCACUGUUGAUCUGCAAGGCGGAGUCUACUUCAAGGGACGGUCGUACGCAGCAGGGACUACCCUCACGGUACGCCUCAAAGCUUUUGAAGUUCUUCAGUUGCAAAGUACGGAAGACUUGUCUGGCACCAGGGUUCAGUCCUCGGCUCCCGUGGCAGUCUUGAGUGGCCAUGUCUGCGUCCAGGAAAACUAUUACUGCGACCAUGUUGUCGAGCAACUCCUGCCAGAUUCCAAGUGGGGCAAGACUUUCAUCGUUCCUCCCGUGCCUCUACAGACGGGCUUCGAUAUUAUCUAUGUGGCGGCUAGUCAAAGCACGCGGGUUGUUUAUCAGUCAGGACAGGAGAAAGGCUUCCAAGAUAUGGUGCCUGGAAAAAUCGCUCAGUUUCAGCUCCAGUCCCCUCAAGCGCUUUACAUCUCUGCUGAUGCUGGGAUCCAGGUACUGAUGUUUUUCACUGGGAUCAAGAUGAGGAGCGUAGGAUACGAUCCAUUUCUCAUCAACAUCCCCGAUGUCAACAGUUAUGGCCUGGCCUACCGAAUUCAUGGUCUCAGAAAGUUUGACAACCAUGUCCUUGUUGUGGCAAAAAGCUCCGAAACCCUGACCUGGGAUGGAUCUGUUGAAGCAGGCAUUCAAUGGCAAUCGAUCCCUGGCUCAGAAUAUUUCUGGGGAGAAUAUAACUUGCAAGCUGAUCUUAACCAACUUUCAGUUUUCCUUGAGAAUCCUCAAACUCCCUUUGGUGUGCUGGCCUAUGGAAACAAGAAUUACGAAGGCUACGGAUUUGCUCCAUCACCUGUUGGCACGCUCGCUCUAGUUCCAGACCUGGAUCCUGUCCAGUUGACCUGCCCCGAGAACAGCCACUAUCUCUCCUGUGGAAAUGCCUGCCCAGCAACCUGUUCCGACCGAGAGGCUCCAUCCAGAUGUCAAAAUACCUGUGCAGAAGUCUGCCAAUGUGACCAAGGCUACCUCUUCAGUGGAGAAAAAUGUGUCCCCAUGGAAAGCUGCAACUGUACUUACAACGGGGUGUCCUACAGAGCAGGAGAGGAGUUUUGGGCAGACGAAAAUUGCCAGUCCCGUUGCAGGUGUGAUAACAGGUUAGGCAAAACGGUGUGCGUGAAGUCUUCUUGCAAAGCCAAGACAAAAUGCAUCGUGGUGAACGGGGUUCGUGGUUGUCACGCCACCACCUACAGUACCUGCAUCGCGUCUGGAGAUCCACAUUACCGUACCUUUGAUGGAACCAAAUACGAUUUUAUGGGAAACUGUGUGUAUCAGAUGGUGGGCGUUUCCUCCAAGAACCCAGCUCUCACCCCCUUUUCAGUCACAGUGGAGAACGACAACCGAGGCCACAAGGCUCUGUCUUUUACCAAAUCGGUGACCUUGGAGGUCUACAACUUGACCAUCAGCCUGAGCAAAAGUGCCCCACAUCAUGCUGAGGUCAAUGGCGUUUUAGUGGAUUUACCCUUUGCUUACGAAAAUAAGCUAACUAUCCACAAGAGUGGGGUCCAUGGCUUCAUUAGAACCGAUUUUGAGUUGACAAUCACUUAUGACUGGAACAGCUACGCCAGGGUCAUUCUUCCCAGUACAUAUGCCAAUUCAGUCGCCGGACUCUGUGGCAAUGCCAACCAGAAUCCUUAUGAUGAUUUCGACCUGCAGGAUGGCAGUCCAUCCAGUGACGUAACACAAUUUGCAAACAGCUGGAAGGUGAAGGAUGUCCCCGGGUGUUCUACGGGAUGCACCGGUAAAUGCCAAAGCUGCAGUGAGGCUGAGAAACGAACCUACCAGGCUGAACGUUACUGUGGGAUCCUCACCAAAAGAAAUGGGCCUUUUGUACCAUGUCACAGGACAAUUAGCCCAACAAGCUUCUUGGAAGAUUGUGUCUUUGACACCUGCAUGUACAAGGGGCAUCCAGAUAUUUUGUGUGCGGCCAUUGCUGCUUAUGCAACCACCUGCCAAGCUCAAAAUAUCCAAAUUAAGCCGUGGAGAUCCAACGCCUUUUGCAGUUUUUCCUGUCCACCUAAUUCCCACUACGAAUUGUGUGGAAAUGGCUGCCCUUCCACCUGUCACAAUCUUGCCACUUCCAGCUCUUGCGAUGCUCCGUGCGUUGAAGACUGCGUCUGCGACUCUGGAUUCGUCCUCAAUGGGGACGAGUGCGUCCCUACUACUGAGUGCGGCUGUGUGUACGAAGGCAGGUACUACAAAAAAGGAGCAGAAUUCUACCCUACAAACGCUUGCCAGGAGAAGUGCCGUUGUGUGGACACUGCUACUGUCGACUGCCAUCAGUUUUCCUGUGGGAGUUACGAGGAGUGCAGGAUGGAGAAUGGCAUCCAGGGCUGUUACCCUGUCGGUUAUGGAACGGUAGUAACAUCGGGUGGAUCCCAUUAUACUACCUUUGAUGGGAAGAGUUUUGAUUUUCCUGGCUCCAGUUCUUACAUCUUAGCUCAAAUAAUUGACCAAGACACUCAGCAGGUGACGUUUUCUGUGGUGGUGGAACAUGAUAAAGCUGAUAAUGGAUCUUUAACUGACGUAACAUCAGUUCUUAUCAACCUACAUGGACAUACUAUUUUCCUGGAGAGAGGGGGAAAAUGGCAAGUUAAGGUCGAAGAUGAGGUUUACAACCUACCAUUUAGCAGAGGCGAUGGAAAAUUUUGGAUAACUCAAGAAGGGAAUAAUAUAAUUUUUCAGUCACCUGAAGGUUUCAAAGUCAUUUAUGACACUGCCAACUAUGUCGAAGUUUCUGUGCCUAGGAGUUACCAAGAGCAGACAUCUGGACUGGGUGGCAACUUCAACGAAAACUUGGAUGAUGAUUUCCGGCUGCCUGAUGGUACUCUCACCCCAAGUGUAGAUGAUUUUGGAAUCUCAUGGGAAGUCCCCACAACUGGGAGUGUUUGCUCUAAGAAAUGUGUGCACAAGCUCCCUGCUUUUGACAAGGCCCAAACAAUACCAUAUAAAGGUGACAGAUUCUGUGGACUUCUCACUCUUGAGACAGGCCCAUUCAAAGAUUGUCACUCAUUUGUGAGUCCUGCGAUGUUCUUUCACAACUGCCUGUACGACAUGCAGGUUUUCGGCGAGGGAGCUCUCUGUCAAAACCUUCAAGCUUACACCGCUAAAUGUCAAGCAGCUGGAGCUGAAAUUGAUGACUGGAGAACAGCUGUCUCUUGUCCUCUCCUCUGUCCAGCUAAUAGCCGCUAUGAGACAUGCAUUAGAGCUUGCGAUUCCAGCUGUGCCAGUUUCUUCACAACAGUGCAAUGCCCUAAGAUAUGUUUUGAAGGUUGCCAAUGUAAUGAAGGCUACAUGUUUGAUGGGAACGCAUGUGUACCUCUGGAAAAGUGUGGCUGUACACAUAGUGGACUCUACUUGAAGGCUGGAGAAAGCAUCUUUUCAACCAACUGCACUGAGAAAUGGACUUGUCAAGGUCUGGAUCAAAUCACCUUUGAGGAAACAGCAUGCAGGGAUGAAGAGAUCUGUGUUCUUCAAGAUGGCGUGCGUGGCUGUGAGCGCAGAGAAGGCCAGUGCAAAAUUUCCCGGGAGGCCCAGCUGGUUUCUUUUGAUGGAGCUUCAGCAAGAUGGAACUUCUGCGGUGGGGUAUAUGAUGUGUCCUCUGUGUGUGAUGAGAGCGAUGCCUCCUGGUUCAGGGUAUCUGUCAACAUUGGAAAAGAGUGUGAAGAUAACCUGUCAGCGGUUAAGGCUGUUCAUGUUUACUUUGGAGAGGUUGCCAUUACUCUGAAACCUAACGACCGGAUAUGGGUGAAUGGACGGUCAGUAAACCUGCCGUACAAAGUCUCCAAAAGUCUGACUUUAAGAAAGGAGCAGAAUGGGAUUGUGAUUGACCGGGCUUCGGAUAUAAAAGUCCAGUUUUCUCCUGAUGGUGGGGUAACCGUGAAAGUCAAGCAUAUUCCUCCAGAGAAAUUAUGUGGACCAUGUGGGAACUUCAAUGGAGACCCCAAGGAUGACCAGAAAUUGCCAAAUGGGGAAUCUGCAAACACUGCUGAGGUUCUCUAUGCUUGGAAGGCUAAAGACUUUUAAAGUGGAUCACCUGCUUCCCGGAGGACCCAUCUGUUCAGUGUGCUCAACCCAGAGGAGCCUAUCACGCCAAUCCAACGAGAUCUGAAGAAUGAGAAGAACACAUUGCAUUUCCACCGAUACUCCUCUCCUAAGGAACAUCAUGCUUCCGGAGAACUGGAUGAUACCCUCCAUUGCAUCUUCUGGAGCAGGGGAUCUCAAACUUGUGGACUUCAACUCCCAGAAUUCCUCAGUCAGCAAAGCAACGCUGGCUGAGGAAUUCUGGGAGUUGAAGUCCACAAGUCUUAAAGUUGCCAAGGUUGGAGACCCCUGUUCUGGUGGCGGUCCAGAUAAAGCUCUUUUGUGGUAGAACAUUUGCUUUUCGAAGACUUCUAGAGAUGAUCGGAUGACAGGGUGUUUUUUUUUCUUUUUUCUACGGUGGUGGUAUCUUUAUUUUAUGGAUUUUGCCUAUUGUAGACUUCUGGGGAUGGAUAUAAAUUUGACAGUGUCUAAGUAUCACGAUAUAAAUCAAUAAAUGGAUGAAUGAAGCCAG